Trichosurus vulpecula (common brushtail) is the source of this 14306-nucleotide messenger RNA. It is a transcript of the gene SLC16A7, whose product is annotated as solute carrier family 16 member 7. Gene Ontology annotation, biological process: transmembrane transport; monocarboxylic acid transport. Gene Ontology annotation, molecular function: monocarboxylic acid transmembrane transporter activity. Lineage: Eukaryota; Metazoa; Chordata; Mammalia; Diprotodontia; Phalangeridae. The transcript has 8 exons. The record is from RefSeq and is a predicted model, not a curated record. Gene Ontology annotation, cellular component: membrane. Bases 445 to 1890 code for a protein of 481 amino acids.
AUACACACUUGCGCGCCAGGAGGCAUACACAAGGGCAUUCAUCAGUCCUCCACCUCCCCUCCCAGCCUUCGCCGCCUCCUCCUCCUACUCUGGCUGCGGCUGGCGAGGACACGUCAAGGGAAAUAAAUAAAUAAAUAAAUCCAUUCACCCUGUGACAGCGGAAAGAACCGGCUGCGGCGGGGGGGCACGCACAGAGCCGAGCGCCCACCCACUCACCCCGAGCUAGAGACCAGGCCAUUCUGAUGAUCACAGGUUUUCCUUCUGCUAUAUUUUGGCCUUUAUUCUAGUGCAAUGCUUUCCUAUGAAGCACAUUCAAGCUGAGUUUUGGAACAGAACAGGCUGCUUGUGCCUAGAGAGCUAAUCUAUAUUCCAAGGGCCACGUGGUCAGGCUAAAACACAUUAUAGUUAGAAUUAGCUAUUUGAAUCACAGAAAAGGACCCCGAAAUGCCACCAGCAGCAAGUGGUCCACCUCAGUAUCCACCCCCAGAUGGAGGAUGGGGCUGGAUUGUGGUCCUUGGGUCUUUCAUUUCCAUUGGAUUUUCCUAUGCAUUUCCCAAAGCCAUCACAGUGUUCUUCAAGGAAAUUCAGGAGAUAUUCCACAGUACCUACAGUGAGAUAGCAUGGAUAUCAUCCAUCAUGCUUGCUGUUAUGUAUGCAGGAGGUCCAAUAAGCAGCAUUUUGGUGAAUAAAUAUGGCAGCCGGCCAGUAAUGAUAAUAGGAGGCAUACUAUGUUCUUUGGGAAUGAUUUCUGCUUCUUUUUGUAAUAGUGUAAUACAGCUUUACCUCUGUGUGGGAUUUAUUGGAGGUUUGGGCUUAGCUUUCAACCUGCAACCUGCCUUAACCAUGAUUGGCAAGUACUUUUACAAGAAAAGACCCAUUGCUAAUGGAUUGGCCAUGGCUGGAAGUCCUGUGUUCUUAAGUACAUUGGCACCUUUCAAUCAGUUUCUUUUCAAUCAUUUUGGCUGGAAAGGGAGCUUCUUGAUAUUGGGAGGGCUCCUUUUGAACUGUUGUGUGGCUGGGUCACUCAUGAGACCUGUUGGACCCAAACAAGCUUCUGCUAAAAAAGAUGCUGAGAGAGCAGUGGGAGAAACAAGUGUACAGAAAAACGUAAACAAGCAAUCAGGAUGGCAAACUAUCAAUAAAUAUUUAGACCUGACCCUUUUCAAGCACAGAGGGUUCCUGAUUUACCUAUCAGGAAAUGUCAUCAUGUUUGUUGGGUUUUUUGCACCAAUUGUGUUCCUGGCACCAUAUGCAAAACACAAGGGAAUCGAUGAAUAUUCUGCAGCCUUUUUGCUCUCCAUCCUGGCCUUUGUAGAUAUGUUUGCUCGGCCUUCCAUGGGGCUAUUGGCAAAUACCAAGCUGAUCCGGCCCCGUAUACAGUACUUCUUCAGUUUUGCAGUCUUAUACAAUGGCAUCUGUCAUCUCUUAUGCCCUCUGGCAGAAAGCUACACUGGCUUGGUGGUAUAUUCUGUAUUUUUUGGUUUUUCCUUUGGCAUGGUCAGCAGCGUCCUCUUUGAAACCCUCAUGGACCUUGUUGGUGCCACAAGGUUUUCCAGUGCAGUGGGACUUGUCACCAUUGUGGAAUGCUGCCCUGUUCUGAUUGGCCCUCCAUUAGCAGGUAAACUAGUGGAUGAAACCGGAGAAUAUAAGUACAUGUAUUUUUGCUGCGGGGUGAUUGUGACUAUAGCUAGUAUAUGGCUUUUUGUUGGAAAUGCUAUCAACUAUAAGUUGUUGGCAAAAGAAAAAAUGUUAGAAGAAGAAAAGCAGAAAGCUCUAAACCAUGCUGACUCCAAGGAAGUGGAGCCUUUGACCAAUAACGAAAAUGAUGAUGUUUCUACCCGAGCUACCAAAGUACUUGAUGAUCCCUCAGAAAGAGAAACAAAUAUUUAAUGGGAAUCAUCCCUUAGAUAUCAGUGUUUCCAACUUCCCUUAAAAUAUAAGGCAGAUUUUAUUUUUUAGUUAUAAUGAUCAGCCAUAGUUAUUGACAGAGAUAGAGUUUUGUGCAAUGACAAGAAUCUAAUCUUGUUGUCAAUGGCUUUUUUUUUUUUUAUGAUUGUGGUGGUGGUGAGAUUUUUUGUUGUUGUUGAGUUGCAAAUAUGCAAAAGGGUCCAGUCUCUUCCAUGAUUCUGAACUCUGGCUAGGAUAUUAAUUUAAAGUCUUCCAGUGACAAGUGAAAUUGGUCACACAUACAGAAGUAAAUUCUCAUUACUACAUUGUCUGCUUCACGUGCUACAGGAAAAUAUUUGUCCGAACCCUCAGGAUGAUACAUAUUACUAUGGAUCUCUCCUCUCUACAGUGUUUUAUUUUAUUUUUUAAUGCUUGAUAUAAAAGAAUGGAAUUGCCUAACAGAAGGAAAAGACUGCUACAAAGAGUAUUGAGGAUAAAACCAACACCAGACCCAUGUACAAAGCAACCAAUAACAUACUAUUUGUGAGAUUUUUGUUUGUUUUUAUAAAGUACAGUAUGCCCAGGGGGACAAAAUGGAUGUAUUAUUUUUGCAUUAGCCUUUACAGUAUGAGUGUUAAAAGCGAGAGAUGAAAUGAAUAGUUCUUUAUUCUAAAUGCAAUUAAUGAUUAAAUGAUAGUGUUUGUAUAUGUAUAUAAAGCAACUUUUAUGAAAAGUGAUGGAAUUGAUAUGCUAAAACAAUUACUUUUGAGGCCAUAUGACUAAUCCAAAUGUUUUAAAUGUCAGUUCAUUGAGUAUGACCUAAAGAAACAAAUCUUACCAUUUAAGAUUUUUUGUCAUUUAUCCCAUUUAGUUAAUAUUCCAGAUAAAGGAAUCAAAAGAGACAGGGAGUCAAGGAAAGUGAUUAGGAAUUAGCUAAAGUAAUAUAUUUAAAACAGGUUUAGUUCUACAAUGGCAAGAAGUAGCAAUUAAGGAUUUCUCUUGAAUAUAUUAGUAAUCUCAGGUUCGAGUCUUAUUUUUAUUUUCUGACCAGUUCAUUGACAUCAUAUAGUAUGAACAGCUCGCCCUCUUGUUGACAGACCUUCAUUGAUGGUAAAUUAUGAUUUUCCUCUAUACCUGGAGGAAGUGCCUUCAUUGAAAGUGAGCAAUGUGAUUGGACCUACUUUUUGUCCAGUCCGGUUGGUCUUGCCAAUGUCCUGGGCACACAGGUAGCUAACUUAAAAUGCCUCAACAUGAUAGUACUGGAAAAUUCAAAUCCUGUAGUCAUCGGAUUCAGACAGCUUAUGGAUGCAACUGAGUGAAACAGUGUCAAGUUGGGUUUUGACCAUUUCAGCUACCCUAUUUUGAUUUGAUAGACAUAACAUAGAAUAUAAUGAUGAGAAGCUUGUGUUGCUACUUUUCAGAUUUAGAGACCAGUUUCUCAUCUUUGAAUCCUUGUAAGAUUUCUGGAAAUUUAAACUGCCAUUUUAAGGAAAAUUAAAUAUUAAUCUUGUUCUUUCAAAGUCUCUAAAAUUAAAAAAAUAGCAUUUUAAAAUUGGAAAACAUUAAUAAUCUGACAAUUUCAGUUGUAAAUAUUAACUUCUAUAAAUCUGAAAUUUAGUAUUAUAAAUAAUAAAAUAUUUUAUGCUUUCUUACUGGGAUGAAAUCACCUUAAUGAUGUCAAAUGAAAUUUUCUUUCUUGCUCGCUUUUUUUCUCCCUUUUUUCUUUCUUGCACUUAGAGAAAGUGGUUAUUCUGUUAGACAAUAGGAAAAUACCUACAUACCAAUCUUUCUGAAAUAGUGAACAAUGAAGAUCUGAUUCAUAAAAAAAAAAAAUUUAUGUUUAUGCAAGAUACUUGCACAUUUUUCUUUAGGAAGAUAAGUGAAAUUUCGCAUUUCAUUUACCCCUCACUUUUUAAAAAUAACAUGUAAGAAGUGUUAGUGUUCAAAAAAAUAAGUAGAACAAGAUGUGCCAAUAUCACAGGUAAACAAAUCAGGGGAGAUUUGGCAAGUGUGAAAGUGUAUUUAAGUGAGUUGUGUCCACUUCUGAUGUUUAAUUUAGCUAUUUUCAUAUAUUUAUAUUUUUAUAUUCUACUCUGAUUAGUCAUAACAGGUGCAGAAUCACAAAUUAUCUUUCCCCUCUCCAGACUUAAACACCUUUUCUGGAAACAAAAACCUUUCAUUCUUAAUCUUUGAAGAUGUGUGAUUAAAAUAAUAUGAAUCUCAAGCCUCAUACAUAAGAGCUAAAAUAACCCCAAGGUAUGAGAUUCUUGUCUUUCUUAUCAGCUCUUUUGCAGUGGUCUGAAUUUUCAUUGCUCAUUUUUUCUCUCAACCAAUGAGAGGGCCAACCUCUUAUAAUUUGCUUCUCCUGAUCAGUUUAUGGUUAAGACAACACUCUAUCAUUUGUUGCUUUUAAUCAUUGUCAUUUAGUCAUUGAUUCUCCAUUCCUAAUACUGUUUUUGUUUUUAAACUUUUUUUUAAAAUGAGAAACAGAAUAGAACUAUUGACUAACAAAUGGGCUUGCAAAAAUUCUUAGAGUGACACAUUUGCACUGCACAACAGUAUAAAUAUGCACAUAUAAUCUCCAUUGAGAAUUGUAAUGGGGGUUAAAACUGAAUGCACUUGAAAUAGUGGUUUAGAUAUACCCACUGGGACUAGACAUGUGCUAGGUUAGCCCAAAGUUAUUCCAUGAGGAUUUGAUUUGUUUUAUUUGAUUUCUAGUCUAGUUAUUGCCUUUACCAAGAUGAAUAAAAAUUUUAAGGCAAAGGUAUUCAUCAUAUUAUGUCUCAUGAGAUGGCACAUAUAAGAUUUUAUGCGGCUGAACCAAUACAUGUUGGGUAUAGUUCUCCCCUAUUUUGAAAGGUGUAUAAGCUUCAACUCUGCAGGAUAGCAUGUGAAAUGAACCUACUUAAAUCCUCUUUGAUUCUUGGCUUCUGAUGCUAUGUUAUGAGAACAAAAAGUCAUAAACCAGAAACAUAGAUGAUUUCUAUUUAUGCAAUAUCUCUUUGCACCAAGUAGGAGAAUCAUGUGCUCUGGAAUUUCCAGAGUUGCUAUGGAGAGGGGUUUAAUUUUUUUAGGCUUGGAAAAAAAUAUGAAAGAAUUUUGUUCAUAUAUAUGUUUUCAUGAAUAACCCUUUUACCAGACACAAACCUCCCCUUGAUGAUGUAGUCUCUUUUUCUUGCACAAAAAAUGGGUACAAAUGAACUACUGUCAGCUGAAUAGUAAGACAAGAACUUUGUGUCUCUUUAUCUGGUUGCACUGAUAAAUCCAUUGGGCAUGUUCCUACCCAAUCCUUUUUGUGACCCACAGCACUAAUUUGAGACAGAUAGUCAAGAUUGCAGUAUAGAAAGAAAGGUCUUUCCCACCACUUGUGUUUAAAGCUAAUUGGUUCACAAACUUUACCUCAGCAUUGUGUUCUUUCUGAGCCCAUAUACUCAUAUACCUGAUAGUGAUAUGCUUAAGAGGGUAAUGUUAGAAUAAUCAUAUUAUAAACCCAUUUCACCUAUUUAUAUCUGAAUGAUCAAAUUGCUUUAGCGAAACUAUGGCAAAUGCCAUGAAAAUUUAAGUAUAGGAGAAGUUUAUGGCAAUUUCCCUUUUUAGAGAAAUAUGUCUUCUCUAGAACAUCAAGAAUGAAAUCCCAGAGCAGCUAUAAGAAAAAUGCUAUAAAAAUUGAUCAUAGCAUUAGGCUCACUGCAUUAGACAUUACAGUCUGAGUACAAGAGAAUUUAGUCCGUAUCUGGACCAAACCACAGGGUAUCUAAACCUAAUGACAGGUUAAAAUUGAAUGGAAACCAUUUAAUUACACAGCAAAGAAUGAUUAGCAAACAUGUGCCCCCAAUGCCCCACAUUUCUGCUAUAAUUUAUAUUAGGUUUUUACUUAGAAGUUCGCUGGAAACUAGAUUUGCUAUAACCCAAAUACAUCAUUUCUAAUUGCUAGCAUUUCUAGGAAAUGCAAAUGUUCCUGCCCUACUCUCAAAAUAAUGCUAACAAUGAAAAAAUAGCCAUGCCAUUUUUUUAUGUAACUCCUUUUUCCUCAUUAAUAAUAAUGACUUGUAUUUAUAUAACUCAAGCACCAUAUAUUUCCCUGGGGCUGGGUUUAGAAGAAAAUGUUAUUAAUUUUUAUGAUUAUCUAAUUCUCAAUAUUAAUGGCAAAUAGCUCAUUAGCUGUUUGUUGUGAUGCAAAAAAAUAAAAACUGCUCAUUAAUGAAUGUGUUAUCUUCUAUGCCAAGUUGUACUGAUAAGUUCCAUGUUUUGUAAUCUUUUAAGCAAUAAUUACAAUAGGAAAAGGGUAUAUGAAUUAGGCAAUUUAAUUCAUUUCUCUGGUACACAUGAGUUUUCAAUAGUUGUGCACAAUUUAUCCUUUAUACUAUGACUCAGUUCUUUUGUUCUCUUUGGAAGGUAUCCAUCUCUCCCUCUUUUUUUAAUAUUAUUUGCUUCAUUGAAACUGAGAAUUUCAUUUACUGUCAUCUGGUUAAUUUUAUGUAAAUUUUAGAGCUUGAAAGGGACCUUAGAAAUUAUCCAGUCCUGCCUAACCCCUCCAAUUUUCUGAUGAGAAAACUCAGGCUUAGAUUUAUGACAUGGCUUGCUUAAGGUAAUAUAGGUAAAUUAAUGACACACUCAGGACUAGAACCCGUAAUUCCUAAAUGUUUCUUCCCAAUACGCCACCCUGUCUCCAGUAUAUAUAUAUAAAAAAUUGCUGUGCACCUCCCCACAUACUUUCAAAUACUAUUAAAAUAUUUAAAAUAAUAUUCUACUGCUUAUCUAUUCAUAGGACUUAUUGUUGUUACUAUUUCUAUAUUUUCCUCAAACUAAUAUAUAGUUUCAUAUGUAGGGCCAAAAACAUCACCUAUAAAAGUAUACAACUCAUGAAUAUUUUAAUUCAACAAAUAUUUAUUAAGUACGUGCUAUAUUCAGAAUAAUGUAUUAAAGGAUGAUUACAUGUAGUAAUAUCAUUGAGACGUAGGGUAGUUAAUUUCAAUUCUCUUUCAUUCAGUGAAUUUUUAGUAAACAUUUAGUAUAUGUGUUAAGCUCUGGAGCUGCAAAAACAAAAAUGAAAGCAGGCCUUGUUAAGAAACUUACUUUCUAUUGGGUGAUGGGUACCUCAACCACACAAAUUUCAAGUAUGUUUAUACCAAAGAGACAGUGGUAUAUCCAUUCAGUAACCUCCUCCCUCUGCCCUAAUUUUCUUUCAUCUUUCAUAUUUUUUUAACAUUUAAAUGGAAAUGAUCUCCAAUUUUAAAAGUAUAGGCCCAAAUGGGAGGUUGGGGAGUGGGAGGUCAACAUGAAGGCUGAAAACUCCAAUUAGAGAAGCCAUACAAGAAUACUGUAUGAUUUACCAAAGUGAUAAUUUACUUUAGUUGAGCCAAUUUGAAAAUUAAUGGGACCCAAACUAUAUCUAUCUGCUUUUCUUUCCUAACAUAACCAACUGUCUGAAUGUUUUAAACAACUUCACAUUUUUUAGGUUAGAGAUACUGUGUUGAAGAUGUUUUCCUUAGUUACAGAUAUAACUACUUUUAUUCAAGCAUCGGGGUUGUUGAAUUUAUUUUGACACCUCCACUCAAGAUUUGUUUCACUAGCUAAUUGUUAAAGAAUGGUAUGCUAUAUAAAAGUGAGUCAAAUUAGGAUGUGAAUGAAAAGGUCCCUGCUUUUCACCAGUGAAUCUGAAUGUCCUCAGGUGGAAAAGAGCCAUCAAAGAUAGACUAAAAAGUAUGGUGUGUUAACAAUAUCGUGUCCUGGGAUUCUCUGCCUCUUAUGGAGGUUAUUUUCAAAUUUAAUAAAACUGUUUUGGUACAUUUGAAAAUUUUUCAUUAGUUAAAUUCAUUUUUUUUUGUCAUGACAUUAAAUACUUGUAAUCUAGGUUUCAUUUUAACUUUUUUGGAGGGCAAUUUGGAUGCUUACUUUUGAUUUUGCUUCAUUGCCUGAAUGCCUUUGCAUUUCUUUCAUGGUUUUUAUUUUUGUUUGUGAGCUCUGGUGAUAAAAUGAGUAAUGUCCUAUACGGUCUUUUCAGUGGCAUUCCAAUGUGGACUGCUCAUUCUAUUUUUCCUGUGAUAUGUUCUCAGGGCUGUUUAAGAACCCAAUAUUUUUCCCUCUGCCUAAAAGAUCUUGCUGCUGUUUUGUGUUACACUAUUGAUGGUAGAAGUAAACUCAGAGGCCACAUAAAAGAGACAAGAAUUGCUUCUAUGAUAUACUCUAGGAGUGGACAUCCAGUCCUUAUACUUUUUCAGAAAGACCUAUAGAUAGAGAGAAGGCACUCCCUUCUUUGACAGUUCAUUGCACGUUGGGUUAGUUCAAAUUGUUAGGAAAUAAUUCCUUACAUUAAGUUGAAAUCAGUUUGUGGGCUUUUUUUGUUUUUAGCUACUUCCACUCAUUGGCCCUAAUUCUGUCCUCUGAAGUCAAACAGAUCAAGUCUUAUCUCUUGUCCCCAUGAUAACCCUUCAAAUCUUGGAAAAUAACUAUUGUUUAAAGUGUUUCCCAGAGUGGAGAAAAUACUUUCUAGUACACAAAAUGUUGUUAAGCUAAUAUAUAAUUCUUUUUUAGAUAAUUUUUUUCUAUCCAUAUUUACCAUAUAUACUACAGAAAUCUUAUAAAUUCAUAGAAUGAGAUCUCCUCUAGUUAAAUCACCUCCUUUUAUGUUUGCUUUCUGCAAGAGGGAAAAAAGGUCUCAUGGUAAAACUCAGUUAAUAAUUAAUAAGCCUUUGCAUGAAUAUGCUUUUCUCCAAAGAUAUGUUGUCCCAAUUCAGUCUGUUUAUAUAGCUAAAAUAAAUUUGCCUCAAUAGAUAUAUUCUGUAUACAUUUUUUUUGUUUUUUCUUUAUUAUUAAAAUGUGAAGCCAUGAUUUUUAAAGAGAUAACUUACAUUACAUAUGAAAUGUUUUUUCUCCAUGACCAACAAUUUGUUUUCUGCCUAAAAAAAGUACAAAUAUUGGCAUAUAAUGAUGAAUGUCUUCAUCAUCUGUAGCUUUUCUAGAAGUAGUAUAACAUUCUUAGUAUGUAUAAUAUCACAUACUGUUUAACUGAGAUGAGCAAAACAUCAUCCUUGAAAGAAAGGCUAAUUGGUAAAUUCUUGACUUUGUAGAGUAGGGCAUUUAUUGUAUUGAUUCAUAUAUAGGUUGUCACUGAAUAAAGACCACACUCAUAGCAUGUGGUCUCUUGGAGCAAAAAAAAAAAAAAGAAUACUUAGACAUACUCUGAACAAAAUAUUGGUUAUGGGCCUCAUUCAUACUUUUUACGACAUAUAGGAAAGAAGGCUGAUUUAUAUUUGAACCAAUAUAAUUUUCUUUCAAAUAGUGAAUUUUGUAUCCUGAAAUAAUCCCUAACCACAGUCCUUAAACUGUUUAUCACUUUUGCCUGUCUAUUUCUCUUGAUCUCUGUUUUUCUUUGUCUCUAUCUCAUUUUUGUCUGUUUCUUUCUGCCAUUCAAAGGACCAGUUCAGCUAAGACAGUAGAAGAUCAUCACAAAGGAUUACUUAUAAAGCAAUGGGUAUUUUCCAAUAUAAGGAAUAAUUUUCCUACUCCUAUGUAAGAAGCUAAUCCUGUGGACAUUUUAGAAAUAAGAAUUAGGACAAGCUUCCUAUCUUAUGUAACACAGUUAUAUUAAAACUGAUAAAAUGGUGAAUGGAAGAAGUUCCGAAAAAAAAAAAAAUAAACAAAAUCCUGUCUUUGACUUUUUUAGUUCACUCAGAUAAAUUGGAUGAUGUCCCUAAAUAAAUAGGUAAACUGGCUACCAAAACGUACAACUAUAGGGCAUUUAAUUUAGUAACAGUUUUAAAUUUUGGUUCACAUUCAAAAAUGUGUACCUAUGGUAAUACAUCCAUAGAUAGCCUAUUUAAAGUAUCAUAUCUUUAGUGGAUCAACCUAUUUAAACACGUAUAUAGAAGUACAACAUAAUUUCACAUGUCUGGAUUGACCACAAUUAGAUGCAAUACAAAUAUUAAGAAUCUGGAUAGUAUUCCAAGAUAAAUUAAUACCUUAUCUCUAACAGUUCUAUGGGCUAGUUGACACACUGGGAUUUCUAGCAUACAUACAAUUCUAAAGGGAUAGCCAUUUUCCCCUGAUAUAGGGCCUGGAGAAAUCCCCAAGUACAAUGUGGAGGUCUAAAGAUAAAAUGGAGUUAUACUACAUGUGCUAUUUGAGAGCUCUCAAAAAUUUAACAUGAUGAGAUAAUCCCAACAGUCAGUCAUUUAAAUUUCAGACACAUUAUGUGCAUUUUUCUUAAUCCCUUUACUUAGUAUAUUUAAGUGAAAUGUCUGCUUAGAGGAUUACCAAUGAAUUAAAAAAAAAAAGAUUUAUUUCCUGCUAUUUUGUAACAGAGAAUCAAAAACAGAAAAGGAACAAUGAGGAUGAUUUUGCUAAAAGUAUUAAUAAUAGUGCAUGAACUUGUUGAUGGAAUAACGUCUACUAUCAGGAUUGGGUUCAUCUCAGUAUCUAAGAUAGUAUGUAAUAAAGGUAAAGUAGAGGGCUAAAGAAGAUUUUAAAAAAUAAUUUAGAAAGAAGCCACUUAGCCUUAAAUCUUAUUGCUUAUUAAUCAUUUGUCAAUAUCAUACCUACCUUAGCUUCUAAUUUUCCACUUCCUUCAUAGGUCAAAGUCCAACUGAAAAUUUCCAAAGUAAAAAAAAAAAAAAUGUUGAAUUUUGACUUAGCUGAUCCCAGGAUCUGCAAAACUAGCUCCCUGUCUUUGUGGAAGGACACCCAUCCCCAGCUUUGCAACAGGUACUUUGUUGUGAAGCUUCCUCACUAUCCUUGAGGCAACUUGGUAUAGAGGAAAGAGCAUGGGGUCUAGGGUCACAGGAUAUGGGUUCAAAUGCCAACCUCACCAGUUGCUGUCUGCAUAAUUUACUCAUCUGUAAAAUGAAACAAUUAGAUUAAGAACCUUAUGUGGUUUUAGUCUAUAAUGAGCCUUAUCUUCCUGGGGAAAAAAUGUGAUUGGAAAUUCAUCUCUUUCUGGGUCAAUGUAGGAGAGUAGGUGUCAUCAGGAAUAUUCCUUUGACUAGGUAUUGUUCUCUCUGGUGGGAUGCCUGCUUUGCUUAGAAAAACUUUCAAAUUUGGUUUAGGGGAAAGAACAUUGAAUUUGGAGUACAAAAAUAUGGGUUCUAGUCCCUGCUUUUCCUUGCACAUAGUAAGUGUUCUAUGAAUGCUAAGUCGUCUUCUUCUUCUUCUUCUUCUUCUUCUCUCUUCUCUUUUCUCCUCUCUUCUUCUCCUUCUCCUUCUUCUUCUCCUUCUCUAGGAAAAAUUACUUCAGCUCUCUGGAGUCAGUUUCUGCUUUUUAAAAUGAGGAGAAUGAUUUAGAUGAACUCUUUCCACUAUGGAAAGCUGAAACAAAAAAAAAAUAAAGUUGACCCCAUGGUUCUUGAAUAAUACAGCAUCCACCAUAGCAAAAGAAAAAUUCUUAACAAAAACAUUUUCUAUGAACAUUUAAAUGUACAUAUAUGACAAGAAAUACAUGUACAUAUGUGUAUAAAUGUACAUAUGCAUACAUAUAAUUAAAUGCAUGUAUGUGAGAGCCAUGCCCUUCUCAAGGUAAUUAAGUGAGGCAAAUGGGUUAUUAUUAAAUUCCCUUUAUAAGUGGUCUUUGUGGGGCAAACAUUUAUAAUUCAAUAAAUAGUAUGAAUUAUCCUCUAGCCACAAGGCAUUGUGCUAAGCAAUGGGGGAGGAAAUUUAAAAAAAAAAACAGUUCUCAAGAAUUUUAUAGACUAAUUUGGGAGAAGGGAGAAUGCAAAGAAAUAAUUAUUACAUUAGCUCAAAUGUGAUAAGUCUAGACAAAAUUAUACAUAAUAGUUUUGUCACAUAUAUAUAUAUAUAUAUAUACAUAUUUAUGGAAAAUCACUAUUUUUGGGCUCAGAUGUUUUCAUUUUUCAUUGACAAUUUGUAAAUAUAAUUUGUGCCUUAACUUCUGCAUUUAUCAUAAUUAUACCAAAUAGCAAGCAUUCAUCUAUAGUGGCUCAUCUUUGCUCAGAAAGCAAGCACCUUUUUGUUCUUGUCUGUUAUAAAAAGAAAAUUGCUAAGGCAAAUCAUAAAAAUGGUAUUCAGAGUAGGUAGCAUGUUAACAAGAUGGGAGUGCAGAAGGGUGGCUUCAGAACUCAAACCAGGUAUAAAAAUUUAGCUCCUGCCUUAACCUUUCAUCCUAGGGGAGGUGGAAGGAACAAUCCUUAUCUAUUAUUAUUUACCAUAAGAUUUAGAUCUGAAAGGGAUCAUUUACUCAUGUUUAAAUAGAAAUAUUUCCACAGCACAACAGAGGAUUGUUUUAAACCAAAGUCUUGAUGAAACCUUUCCUAGGAAAGCUCACCCUCCAACAUGAAUGAGUUCAUGCCUCACUACCUUUCACCUCAAGCUUUUCUUCCCUAAACAUUUCCUAUCAUGUAGAAAAUGGAUUCAAGUUUCCCGAUUCAUCAUCAUUUUACCAGAAGAAAGUCCUUAGCAAAAAGUGAUAUAUGGCUAAAAUUCAUAGAAAAAAAUUGGAGGGGGGGGAAUAAUUAGAUGUAGAAUAUUCUUUGUAUUUAUUUUUUCUAAGUUGAUUUAUACCUAGACUUUAUCCAUGUAGUUUAACCAAAAAUAUAGAUAACUUUUAUUGCUGGGGGGUUUUCAACAUCUUAAUUGCUCUUCAUUAGGAAAUUGAUCAGAUGGUCAUGUGAUCAAUCAAUUUCAAUUGAAUGAAAUAGCCAGAAGUACUGUUUUACUGGUAAAGUGAUGUAGAAUUGAUCAAGUUAUGUAGAUUCACCUGGUCUGUCAUGGAUUUCUAUCCUUUUAAUUCCCCCUCCACCCCUGCCAAAUAAAUGAUCAGAGUAGAUCAUCUCUCCUUUCACUUCAAAGCCGAUUAUAGUUUAUGAUGGAAAUAAAAGCUCCCCUUUCAUGCACCUUCCUACAGUUGAAUGUAUUUUAAGUCUUCAUUAUUUGUAUCAUUGGAGAGAUAUAUUUUGCUUCUAGAAUUUUUAUGUACAUGUAGUAGGCUUUGCCUUUAGUAAAUAAAACAUGAAAAAGAUCUGCCAAAAAAUAAGAAAACAAAUUUUUAUAGUAACACAUUUCAUUAUUUAACUGAAAUUAUUGCCAUUUUAUUUCUAUUAGGAAUACACUUCAUUCAGAGAACUACAAUGUCAUAUAUCAUUGGUCUCUUGUUAUACAUAAUUCUGUUCAAAAUGUACUAAACCUUUUACUUGUAUAAUGGAAAGAGCAUCAGUCAUAGUGAUGUGGAAGACUUGAGUCUGAGUCCUGACUCAGCUCUAACACUUACUGGCUGUAUGACCUUGAGCAAGUUUCUUAACUCCUCUGAGGCUGUUUGUUCAUCUAGAAAAUGAAGAUAAUGAUAUUUGCACUACUUAUCUCACAGGGUUGUUGAGAGAAAAAUGCUUUAUAAACUGUAAAGUGCUAUAUAAAUAUUUUAUUAUGUAUUCCUAAGCAACCUUUUCCUUAAGCAAUUAUUGUAAGAAUAUUGUACCUUUGCUCACUGAACUUAUCCUUGCAGUGCAAUAAUUUGUGGACAUUGAUAUUUUAGAAAACCUCAUUUAACAUAACAACUGAAGUUUACUCUAUGUUCACUUUUAAUCUUUGUAUGGUUUGGCCAUUCUCAAGGCCAAAGACAGACUGAAUGUGUUUCAAAAGAGGGACAGUUUAGCUAAAUUCAGAGAAGUGAUCAUCACUAGAUGGUGGGCCAUAAGAUGUAUUCUUUUUUUCCAUCAAAAUUCACAAAGAACAAGGCAAGAAAGGGUUAUGAUCUGUGUUCAUGGAGGCAAUAUCCACACUGAUGAAAUCAUGGUUCCCUAAAGUAUGGGCAGAAGGUAUACGUUUUGCAUGUAAUUUGCAAUGCCUUUUCAGGGACCUUUAGAAGAUAUCAAUAGCAUUCUAUUAUAUGCAGGCAGGAGGUAAAUUUUGUGGUUAAUUUACAAAGUAGUACAUAACUAACCUUUAUGGGACUUCCCUCCAUUUCUUAGUUCAUACUCAAAAAUUCCCCAUGUCUCUAUCCUGUCAGCCAAAUAUGCUAUGCAAAUAUUGAAAUAUGAAGCAGAUAUGCUUGAUAAUACCUUUAAAAUUACUGCUAAUUUUAUUUGCUAAAUUUUGAGUGCUUCAUUUUACUUACAAUAGAGAAAUUUUGACAAUCAUUUGACUAAGGGUGCUACUCAUUUUUCCCAAAUCUUGACUUUAAUAGUAAACUCCUUUAUCUGCAGAAAUUUAUUUUUGUAAUGCACUAAGCCUAUCGCCUUGCCUUUUUUUUUUUGCAUAUUGUUAACACUGUAUAUAUUUUUUGCAUACUACUAUAUUGUAUUACAAUUAUUUUUUUCUGAUUGCUUAUUAAAUCCUAUUGCAAGCCUGUAUUGGUGUUUAAGAUGACAAGUUAAUGCAUAUAUAUUUAUAUACUAAGACAAUGAUCUCUAUUAGGUUAUUCAAUUAAAUUGCAAAUAAUAAAUAAAAGCCCCAUAUUAAGUUUCUGAAAUGAA